AUGUCCCGGCGCCCGCCCCGCACCGGCGGUUUUCCCCACACACUCCCACCGACGCGCCGGCCCGCGGCGCGCAGCCAUGUCGGGCGCGCCCCGCCCCCCCCCGGCGUGAGACGGGCUCUCUCCACGCUGACCGAAAAGCUGUCCCGCGUCGACAAGAAGCCCCGGCCGCCGAAGCCGACGGCGAAGGCCGACAAGUCGGCCGGGCCGAAGGCCCCGAAGGGCGGUGCCGCCGCUUCCGCGGCCGGCGGCGCGGCCCCGGCGUCAGCCUCCUCGGGUACGGCCCCUGCGACGGGCCCCCCGGCCGGGUCGGCCUCUGGCGGCGCUCCUGGCCCCAAGGCCCGCAAUGAGGGUGGCAAGGCUGCCGCCUCCGGGGGCUCGGGCACCGCGGCCCCCUCGCGCGCCAAGGAAACCUCCUCCAAAAAGCGCCCCGCCUCCUCGGCCUCCGCCGACCAAAAAUCCGGCGCCUCCGCGUCCGACGCCCCGGCCGCCAAGCGCCCCAAGAGCGCCUCGCAGCCGGGGGCCCAGUCGCAGGGCACGCAGGCGCCAAAUGCCGCGGCCGGCGCCUCGCAAGCCCCCAAGCGCAAGGCCGCGCCGGCCAGCAAGAAGCCCGCGCGCAGUGUGUCCUCCUCGCCGGCCCCCGCCCCCGGGCCGCCGGUCCCCAGCAUGGUCCCCAAUUUGCCGAUCAUCGGCCAGCCGCUGGUGACCAAUGUCCUGCCGGCGCCGGCCGACCCGGCGGCCGAGCCGUCCUUCUCCGUUUUCCACAUCACCUCCCCGUAUCCCGGUGUGCCGCCACGCUUCUUGGACUUGAGCAAAUUCAGCACACAGCUGUCGAACCAGCCCCGGCCGGAGGCCUCCCGGCCCGGUGAGCCGGACCCGGACGACCUCCUCUCCCUGCCGGCCUUCAGCAAUCUCGCCAAGCUCGCGCGGCAACUUCGCGGCACGGACCCGGACCCCCAUGCCGCGGGGUCGCUGGAGCCGGGCCUCCUGCUCCGCCAGCCGGCGGCCGAACGCCCGGCCGCCUCGAGCCCCCUGUCCAUCGCCCUGUCGGUCAGCUCCUCGGACCCGAACCACAUCAUCGCAGCCGGGGCGGCGGCCUCCGAGCGCCAGGCCCGGGCACGGCUCUUCCUCGGCCGCGACGCCGAGGGCCGGUCCCCGCCGGAGUUCAACCACAUCCCGCGGCUGCUGCCGCGGCGGCUCAUCCUGCCGGAGGGCAGCGCCCUGGCCCUGCCGCUGCUGGAUGACAUCGCCAAUGCCGACCAAUUGCCGGAGAUCAGCCUCAACCUGGCCACCCAGCUGCCCGACCAGCUGGCCCAUGUGAACACCCGGGCCCCGGUCAUGUCGGCCCUGCGCUCGCGCGACCUGGACGCCCUCAACGCCGAAACCAUCCAGUUCAUCGAGCGGAACAACGACAUGCGCGGGGCCGUCCGGCGCCUGUACCGGACCCUGGCCGGGGAUUACACCAAUGGGCCGCUCUUUUCGCCGGCGGACCGCCGGCGCCCGCUCCCCUCGCCGGAGGAGGUGACCCGCGCGCUGCGCGCCGCCGGGGCCGAGGCCGCCGCCGCCGUCGCCGCCGCCGCCGCCCCGGGCGGCCGGGCUCGCGGGGCCGCCGCCUCGGCCGAGGCCGCCCUCCAGACGGUGCCGCGCUUGGCCGAGAUCCUCAGCGACCCGGUGGGGGCGGGGCUGGGGCCGCUGUCGCCGCCGCCGCCGCUGGCCGGCGAGGCAUUGGCCAAGGCGAACUUCGUGCGCGACCCGGCCGCCCUGGCCUCCUUGACGCACCUGUGCCUGCGGAGCAUGGCCGCUUCGGAGUCCGUGGUGGACUCGCUGCUCAAGACCCGGUCCCUGGCGUACCACGCAUGCUCCAGCCGUGCGCGCAUUGUUCGCGUGGUGAAGAAGGUCAAGCGCACCGGGGCCACGGUGUCCGGCGGUGUCGGCACCAAGAGCGAGGCCGGCGCCCCCGCGGGCCGUGGCGGCGCCGGCGGCGGCGCCGGCCCGCCAUCGGACCACGGCAAGUAG
Messenger RNA from Fonticula alba, 2013 nucleotides. RefSeq lists its product as hypothetical. The record is from RefSeq and is a predicted model, not a curated record. NCBI's taxonomy places the organism in Eukaryota, Rotosphaerida, Fonticulaceae. The transcript has 4 exons. The coding region runs from base 1 to 2013 and encodes 670 amino acids.